AGCAGCAGCAGAGGCGGCAGCAGCUGAGGCGGCAGCAGCAGCAGCCGCUGCCCGGGAAGCUCUCUCUCCUCCUUGGGCCACUCCAGGCCCCGGCUGUGGGAGGCCUGCAGGUUAGGGUUAGAGACAUUUCGGACACCCUGCAUCUUUUGGAGUCCAGUUGACCUCAUCUGUUCAUGCAGAUUUGCUAGGAUUUCUUCCAAGUUAACAAAGGCACUUUAAAACCUCCCACGCAAACCUCAAAGGUAUUUUUUUGACCCAAAGUGAUUUCUCAGCCUCCCAAUCAGUCAUGGGUUGUCGGGACGUCCACGCAGCAACAGUGCUCUCCUUCCUGUGUGGUAUUGCCUCUGUGGCAGGGCUCUUUGCUGGGACUAUGCUUCCUAACUGGAGGAAAUUGAGAUUAGUCACAUUCAACAAGAAUGAGAAGAACCUGACGGUUUACACGGGGCUCUGGGUGAAAUGUGCCCGCUACGAUCGGAGCAGUGACUGCCUGAUGUAUGAUACCAAGUGGUAUUCAUCCGUUGACCAACUGGAUCUGCGGGUUCUUCAGUUUGCCCUCCCCCUCAGCAUCAUCAUCGCCAUGUCCGCACUCUUGCUUUGUCUGAUUGGGAUGUGUAACACAGCCUUCCGGUCAACCGUACCCAACAUCAAACUGGCCAAGUGUCUGGUCAAUAGUGCAGGCUGCCACCUGGUGGCAGGGCUCCUGUUUUUCUUUGCCGGUGUGGUGAGCCUCACUCCAUCCAUCUGGGUCAUCUUCUACAACAAUCACCUGAACAGGAAGUUUGAACCCGUGUUUUCAUUUGACUAUGCAGUGUAUGUCACCAUUGCUAGCUCAGGGGGCCUGUUUAUGACCUCGCUUUUGCUGUUCCUUUGGUACUGUGCAUGCAAAGCUCUGCCUUCUCCUUUCUGGCAGCCCCCUGUACUCCCACACUCCCAGCAUGCAUAGCUAUUCUCAGCCCUACUCAGCCAGAUCUCGCCUCUCUGCCAUUGAAAUCGACAUCCCAGUGGUUACACAUACCACUUAAUGGGAAAAGAGUUUGUUUUUAAGGAAAACUUUUAAACCAUCUACAAAGCAAUGUCUGCAGCCUGCACACAAUUUGUCUCGUCUCUGACUAGACAAGGUUGCUGUGUUUUUACAGUCUGAUCCAAUGAAGUAACUUAACUAUUGCUAACUAAUUUUUAUAAAAUGUGCAUUUUAUUUUUUAACCGAAACCUUUCCUUUUGACUGCUGCAUUCCUUUGAUAGUUACCCUGGGAAGUUUUCCCACUUCAACUUCCAUGUUAGUACUGGAGCCUAUAAGUGUAUGUGAUAUAUAUAUGUGAGAUAUAUAUAUAUAUAUAUAUAUA
Molecule: messenger RNA, 1343 nt
Organism: Phascolarctos cinereus (koala)
Lineage: Eukaryota; Metazoa; Chordata; Mammalia; Diprotodontia; Phascolarctidae
Gene: CLDN12
Product: claudin 12
Cellular component (GO): plasma membrane
Source: RefSeq, a predicted model, not a curated record